AUGAUGAAGCACGUGUUCGUUCAAACACUUGUGUUGAACUGUUUAAUACUGAGGUUUGUGAUUGGUCAAUCAAGAAGCGGUGAUCCAUGUCGCUAUGACGACAGCGGCGGGAGAAUCACAGUUGAUUGCUCCAAGGCGGGUCUGACGUCAUUCCCUUCUCAUAUUCCGGACAACACUUAUAUUCUGAACCUGGACUUUAACAACAUAGGAACGCUAAAUAACAAUACGUUUUUAGGGUAUCCCCAUUUACGAAGCGUGUCCAUACGGAACAAUAUACUUGACAAUAUUCAACCUGAUGCCUUUAGAGGCCUUGGGAUGCUGAGAGAAAUUGAUCUUUCAAAUAAUAAACUAUUUUACAUUGACAGAGAGGCCUUGAAUGUUUUUGCAGUCUUGGAAAUUUUCAGAAUCGACAAUAACCUGUUUUCAGAAGACACAUUUUCAUACUUUUUAAGUGGCCUUGGUGAUAUAUCGGUUGUCCGAAAGCUGUUCGCAAGGGAUAUGAAAUCUUGGAGAAAUUUGAAAGAUGAUACAUUCGGAAGCAUUCCCUCUCUUGAAGUCCUUGACAUAUCAGGGAGUGGCUUUUCCAGUAUUCCCGAUUUGACGUUCGUUGGUCUUGAGAGUUUAGAAGAACUUUAUAUUGAAAACUGUCCAAAAUUAAAGAAUUUAGGCCCCAAGGCUUUAAUAGGUCUGACCAACCUGAAUAUUCUGUCACUGAAAGGCAACAAGAUAAGAAAUAUCGGAAAAUAUUUCCAACAAGCCGCAGAGAGUUUAAACCAACUGACUACAAUAGACUUGUCAAAUAACGAAAUCAGCCGAAUUUUGGUACAUGCCUUCUUUCCGAUGCCUUCCGUACAAUUCUUAGACCUGAGUGGUAACAGUCUACGGGAAAUCAACUCCUUUACUUUUGCAGGUCUCACUCAACUGAUAUAUCUGGAUUUGAGUAAUAACAGUAGAUUGGAAAAGCUAUCGGAGCGAGCAUUUGCAGGAUUAUUAUCCCUCCAAGAACUUAAACUGUCUAACUCUGAUAUAUCGUCUAUUACCACCAACCAAACAUUUGAUGGCCUCGAUAAACUGGAGACGCUUAAUAUGGAGAGUAACCCAUUAAAUGAGCUUGCAGAUGGCGUGUUCCAGCCGUUGACAAGGAUAAGAAGCAUAAUUCUGACUGGCUGUAGACUUUCUGUAUUAAAGUGUUGCUUUCAGAACAUCUCAGUGGAAGAAGUUCACUUGGAGAAGAAUACACUAAAGGAGAUACACCACGAUGCCUUGAAGAACACCUCGAGAAUGAGGAUGUUGAUGUUGACGGAUAAUCAGAUACGUAGAGUACCAGAAGCUGUCCGCUUAAACACUCAUCUAGAAACACUGGAUCUCUCAGAGAACUAUAUUCAGACAUUAACUCAAGAGGACAUCGACUAUUUCAAAGGUUUGGAUCAGCUUAACCUGGCAAAUAACCCAUACCAUUGUUUCCCCUCAAUUGGACUGGUAGAGCUUUCCAAGAUGGCUGAAUCAGACAACCGACCUUAUAUCCAACAAUGGCCUAGCGAAUAUCCAUGUAUCACACCUGACCGAUGGCAUGGGGUACCCCUGAAGGAUUAUAUUUUUGAUGAAGUACUUGGAGAUGGAUAUGUAUUUCCAUCUGAUGGAGAAAACGCCUCGACUACAACAAAGUUCACAUUACCUUCCACUGUUACAACUACCACUACUACAACCACAACGACUACAACAACCACAACGCCUCCCCCGACUACAACAACAGUAAAACUACCCCCAAUUAGACCCAAAGAUCGUCCGAAAAGGCCAAAACCAACUCGUAAAUUAAUAACCGUGAAUCCCAGAAGAAGAAAGCCCAAAAUAAAACCCAGUCCAGCUCCAAAUACAAGGCGUCCUGGUGUACCAAGACUAUCUGAAAUUUUGAGCAUUUUAAGAGCCCAACAGCAAAAUCGAAGUAAAUCUACAGUUGCUCCUAUAGUGGAAUUAACAAAGUCAACACAGGCCCCUACUACGAUAGAAAUACCUGGAGGUACCGACGCAUCCUCUGACUCGGAUUUAUUGAAGGCUGCUGCUCCUGGGAGAAUCAUUUCAGGACCUCGACAAAGACCAGACAAUGUUGAAACAACGAGUAUUCCUACAGAUAAAAUAACAAAGGUGACCGAAACAAGCUCUAUCGGGGCUGAAGAAACUGGUGAUUAUGAUUAUGACGACUAUUCAAGCUUGGUUCACUCCACCGGUACAACUCCCGCCUCUUCAACUGAUCAAUUGUCGACACUUCUAGUCACAACCACCGCAGCAACAGUCACCAUUGCGUAUAUGACUAGCGCAAGCAGUGCCACAAUGACAACUACACAAAACAUGGCCGAAGAAUCGUCAGAUGAAAAAGAAUCUGGCGAAGAUGAGGACGAUAUGGAGGAACAAUCAAAGGAGACAACACAAACGUCAACUAUGCAUGUGACUUCGACUACUGCCAAACCAGCUAUAUUCGUAUCUUCAACAGAACGUGGACCAACUACUGAAACUGACACAAUGACAGAUCAUACGACUGAAAGUAUGAAAAUGCCACAAGAAACAACUGAGAUGGUAAAGGAAGAUAUGGAAACAUCUCUUCCAACACAGUCUACGGUGUUAGUAAGAUCAGAAUCAGCAACUACGUUAUCUAUGUCAACGACUACAGAAAAAGACGAACUGGAAGGUGAAAAGGACGAGGGUGAAGAAGAUAUGGAUGGUGGAAUACCAGUCAUGGACGGUGAGGAGACAAGCGAACCGAUGACCACAGUAGGUGAUAAAGAUGAUACAGAGCCAGGAAAAACUGAUGAAAUUGAACAAACUGAACAAAACCCGCAGAUUGAAAAUUCAGAAGCUGACGAAAUAGAUCUGGCAGGUGAUAACUCUGAUGAAAGUCAGGUCGAAGACAACAAAGACUCCCCAGACAUAGAUGAUGAUGUAGACACUGAUGCCGAGAUAACAGACUCUGAAUCAGCCGAAGCUGGCGGCCAACCUGAUGAAGAAAUCUCAAAAACGAGAGAAGAUAAAAAAGACACAAGUGAUGAAGAUACAGAAGAAGGGGAAAAGGAAAUAGACGAUGAGAAUAAAGAAGAUAUGCAAGAGGGAGAAGGAUUAGAAACAAAUGAUGAGAGUAAGGAAGACAUGCGAGAAGAAGAGGGAAUAGAUGCAAACGAUGAGAAUAAAGAAGAUAUGCAAGAAAGAGAAGAAGGAGUAGAAACCAAUGAUGAGAAUGAGGAAGAUAUGCAAGAUGAAGAAGAAGGAAUACAAACAAAUGAUGAGAUUAAGGGAGAUGUGCAAAAGGGAGGAGAAAUUGACACAAAUGAUGAGAAUAUUGAAGAUAUGGAAAAGGGAGAAGGAAUAGAAACUAAUGAUGAGAAUAAGGGGGAUGUGAAACCAGAAAGUGACGGUAAAAUAGAUCAAGGUGAAGAACAAGUAGAAGGGGAAGUGGAAAUUGAAGGAUACAAGGAUGAAGCGAAACAAACAGAUUUUGUAUCCACGACAUUAGGAAUUGGGAUAAGUACAACAAACAGUUACAUGACUGUAACAAUAGCUGAACAAAACACAACAUCAGUCGACGAAGACAGUGCUUUAGCUUUUAUUGAAGAGACCCACUCAUCAUGGGCAUCGAGCAAUACUGUGCUUAUAGAGAUAAUCGUGAUUGGAGGGGCUGUAAUGAUUUUCAUCUUGGUCGUUGUGGCCUACUUUGUACGAUACAAGAGGCGACGGCAGAGUGCCAGUGAGGCGGAUUCAGAGCUUGGAGGGCCGAAGGACACCAAGGAGAUGACGGAUACUGCCGACAGUACAACUGAGGGGAUGCCAGCAGUUUUCCAAUCUCAUACUCGAUGGUCUAAGUUUGGAAAGAAAGGCAGUAUCGACUCCCAGACAACAACAAGUGAUUAUAUUUCCCGCAGUGACUCAAGUGGACCUCCGAGUCCAUCAAUGGUAGUCUCUAUGUCGCCAGAUGGCACUUUAUCUGGCGCAGACGACAGUUUCACCGGAAAUACGUCACGCUCUGAUGCUUAUUCAGCACAAAUUUACGAUGAGCCUGUAUUUACUGAAACCGACGCUGAUGAUGAAGAUGACGACGAAAGGAUGUGAUUCCCACGACUUUGUUACUUACAAAUUAUGAGCCUAGCUGGUGCCUAGUUAGUGCUAGUUAACCGCAUACAAAUAGCCUACUGUCCUGCUCGCAUUUUCAGUUGAGAUAUAGAACUUAGGUCUAAAUUAAUGUGUCUAGAUAAGAACUGAUAUUCUAAAAACGAUAUAAUCCAGUACGUUUUUGGUUGUAUUGGGCUACUGUGACUAGGAAUGCUGAUUGUAAAAUAAUGCAUUUUAUACUCGUUUUGUACAUAUUAAUAAGGCUAUGUAAAUUAGGCAUUUCAGACGCUUUAAAAAAUUGGUGUUAGUAAGUUUUUAAAAAAAUUUAAAGUACAGCCUCUAACUCGAGUCUUAAAAUGCGCCAUAAGUAGAUUCACGAUAACCAAUAAGCACCAUCAAUAUACUUUGAUAAAUCGUUCCUGUCUGUAAAUAUUAAUUUGGACUAUUGAUGAAAAUUAAAUAAUGUUUCUCUAAUGUUGGGGUAUAUUUAGACUCGGAGUUGGAGACUGGACCUUUCGACUGGAUGUUUUCCUAUUUUGUCAUUAUUUUACUGACUAACUUAUCUCGCAUAAUUUUCCACCGUUAUAUAACAGCAUACGUAUACAGGUAUAUAGAUAUCCAGAUUCUAAAUGUACAGGAUCAUAAACUUUGUUAGCCUAUACUGCAGGGUGGGCCAAAAACGUCCAUGCUUUUUACUUCGAUACAACUUCUCAAAAAAUGCAUGGAUUUCGAUAUAAUGUUCGUAGGGGAUGUAGGAAUCGGCUCGGCAAGGUGUGUCCGAUUCCAGCCAAUCCG
Owenia fusiformis is the source of this 4890-nucleotide messenger RNA. The record is from the annotation of a GenBank genome assembly. NCBI's taxonomy places the organism in Eukaryota, Metazoa, Annelida, Polychaeta, Sabellida, Oweniidae.